AUGGGCAACUUCAUCUCCUGCAGGACCUGCACUGUAUCAGCCCCAAGAUCCAAACACUCAAGACCUGCAAAAGUGAUUUUUUCAACCGGAAAAAUCCAACAAUUCCACCAACCCAUCAAAGCAGCAGAGCUCAUGCUCGAGAAACCAAACUUCUUCCUCGUAAACUCCCAGUCCCUCCACAUCGGACGACGAUUCUCCGCCCUCAACGCCGACGAGGACCUCGAAAUGGCCAGUGUUUACGUCAUGUUUCCGAUGAAGAGAUUGAAUUCUGUGGUCACGGCGGCUGAUGUGGUUGGUCCGUUGGUCACGACCAAUUCGGCGGCGAAGCGGGUGUCCAUUGGAAGUGUAAGGGUCCUGCCGGAGUGCAGUGAGGAGGGUCUAAAAAUAUCUCAGGAGGCACAGCUGAAUUGGGAGGAAGUUUUGCCAAAGUUGAAUUUAGAUGAUAUUGAAGAGUUAUCGAGUCCAAAAUUUAAGCACAGAUUGUCUAUGAGCAGGUCAAAGAAGCCAUUGUUAGAGACUAUAGCAGAAGAACCAGUUUGUUCAAGAUGA
Messenger RNA from Ilex paraguariensis (yerba mate), 549 nucleotides. The record is from the annotation of a GenBank genome assembly. Lineage: Eukaryota; Viridiplantae; Streptophyta; Magnoliopsida; Aquifoliales; Aquifoliaceae.